AUGUGCAUGUAUCUCGGCCGCCGAUGUCAUGGGGCAGUGUCUAGUGCUCUGUACUCCAAGCAUACCGGCCGGCAGAUGCCACAGCACAAAGGCGGUUCCAUUCAUCGUAUCAAGUAUCAUAGUCAGCGAGUAUCGCGCAAGAGAGGGCGGGGAUGCAUUACCGCGUUCCCGAAGAGCAUGGCCAUGGUUGCACAAAGGCUUUGUGUAAGUCUUAUGGGUGGACGGGAGCGGGCCAAUCCGCGGUCUUCUGCCACGCGCCUCCGCCUUUCCACCUCUGGCCGACGCGCUAACCCAACUGGUCCCGUCUCGCCUCUCUUUCUCAUCUAUGCACAGAGCACACCCGCUAUGGACGGCACGACGAUCAACUAUGCAACGUCCAAGGAUUGGCUCGACAUCAUGAAAAAUCGGUCAAAAGUACGCAUGCAUGAAUUGAUAGAGAGACUCGGCCUACGUGCAAAGUGGUCGUCAAAUAAACGUGGAAAGACCAACUUCGAGUCUGCCGUCGUGCGUGAACUAGUAUCGGAUAUGGCCGACGUGGUUUCCACACUACCAAAAGAGCCGGAUGACCUGAUGAAGUUUCUCGGUGAAGAAGGCAGUCUUAAGAAAGAGGUCGACGGGCUGCUUGAGAGGCAUGGAGCCAAGGUUUGGGGAAGAUCAGGGGAGCGAGAGCACCUCAUCUCCGCGAAUGAGCCUGGCGUGGAGGAUGGUGUAUACCCACGCAAUCUUUGCUUCGAAGUCAUGGAAGACAGACAGCUCCUUCACAAACUUCUGCAUUGGUGGAUAGGCCUCAAGGCUUGCAAUGUGAUUCUUGCGCGUGAACGCCUAGAUCGCGAAAGGAGAAAGAAGGCUGAGAGUCGGCAAGCAAGAGUUGAGGCUGAUUUCUUAGGCCAAAACGACUGUGGAACACCAGCGUCCUUUGUCGCGCUUGCACCCCACUCAAUCUUUCACGAUCCUGACACAGCAUCAUGUGGUAGCCCCAUGUCUUCGUCUGCGAUGCUGACACCCCCAGAAUCUGGCGAGAGUCCUAUCGGUGGGCCCCCAGAAGGUCCUAGCUUCACCACCAAUAGUGGCUCACACGCAACUAAUGGCAAUGCAGCCUUCAUGAGUAUGGAUCCGUAUCAUCGACAUGCUGCGCAGCAGCCUAGAUAUGUUGUGGGAGAGAUCUGGCAUCGACUUGCAAGCAGAACAUCCCAAGAGAAUAGCGCCUUGCCAGCGUAUGGUUAUCAAGUCCCUAAACCAGAAUCAAAGGCAGCGGUGCAUCAACAGAUUGCGGAUGCAAAUCAAGCGGCGGUCGACAGACAGAUAAGCAUGGAGGUGGCGAAGCUUGUCGCAAGCUUCAGAACACCCGAUGCGGCGAGAGAAGAGAUACCGCAGCCUACCAACAGCAUACCUUACCGGGGCCUAGACGAGGAGACUAUCCGUGCGCUACGUCGAUAUGUCUAUGAAGAGGAAAGUGGCAUCCAAGUCGAUGAGGAGAUGCUGCUCAAUCGUCUCGAGUUGGCAUGGAGAGAAGGCGUGCGGGCAGAUUAUCACAGAAUGGUGGAGAAUUUUCCCGUUUUCAUCGCCAGUGAACGAGCGAUUCUGACAUGGUUUGAACUCAGAAGGCAUCUGGCGGCGCUGGAACGGGCCGGUGAACGCUGGAGGAAUGAAGGUCAUUCUAACGCAGAGAUUGAACGCCGGAUCCAACAACAUCGCACGCUAAUGGCAUGUACACAAACAGUGAUUGUCAACUUUGAGGACAUCGGCCAAGGCCUUGGUCUCGGUCCGAAUAUGACAAUCGAUAGAGACGAGCUGUUGCGACAAGCCAUGAUAGUAUUAGCAGGUGAGAAAUAUGCCAAAGAAAUGCAGUGGAAGACUGUCGAAUUCACAAGCCUUAUCCGAUGGCUGAGUGAAGAAUUAGACAUGUAUCGAAAAGAUGAAGAGGAGGAGGGACGGGGCAUGGCAUGGUUCAUCGGUCAGAAAUAA
This is a messenger RNA of Plenodomus lingam JN3, 1965 nucleotides long. The record is from RefSeq and is a predicted model, not a curated record. Lineage: Eukaryota; Fungi; Ascomycota; Dothideomycetes; Pleosporales; Leptosphaeriaceae.